Molecule: messenger RNA, 1209 nt
Organism: Saccharomyces mikatae IFO 1815
Lineage: Eukaryota; Fungi; Ascomycota; Saccharomycetes; Saccharomycetales; Saccharomycetaceae
Gene: OPI1
Product: transcriptional regulator OPI1
Exons: 1
Coding region: 1-1209 (402 amino acids)
Biological process (GO): endoplasmic reticulum unfolded protein response; phospholipid biosynthetic process; regulation of transcription by RNA polymerase II
Cellular component (GO): nucleus; endoplasmic reticulum
Molecular function (GO): transcription corepressor activity
Source: RefSeq, a predicted model, not a curated record
AUGUCUGAAAACCAGCGUUUAGGAUUAUCAGAGGAAGAGGUAGAAGCGGCUGAAGUACUAGGAGUUUUGAAACAAUCAUGCAGGCAGAAGCCACAGCGAUCGGAGGACAUUCCACAAGGUGAACAGAGUUCUGCAAAUGAGUCUUCGACGACAUCGUUGAACAUUCUGGACCGCGUAAGCAAUAAGAUUAUCAGCAACGUCGUGACUUUUUACGAUGAAAUAAACACCAGCAAGAGACCACUGAAGUCGAUAGGGAGACUGCUGGACGAUGAUGACGACGAACAUGAUGAUUACGACUACUAUGAUGAGGAGUUUUUCACCAACAAGAGACAGAAGCUGUCGCAGGCGAUUGCCAAGGGGAAGGAAAACCUGAAGGAGUACAAGCUGAACAUGUCCAUCGAGUCUAAGAAGAGACUUAUUACGUGUUUGCACCUUUUGAAGCUGGCUAACAAGCAGCUUUCCGAUAAAAUCUCGUGCUUGCAGGACCUUGUAGAAAAGGAACAGGUGCACCCUGUGCACACACAAGAUGGAAGUUCUGGGGCGGCCGUGGGGGCUAGAGAAGAUGAGACAUCGUCUGAUGAAGAUGAUGAUGACGAGGAGUUUUUUGAUGCCUCAGAGCAAGUCAACGCCAGUGAGCAGUCUAUUGUGGUGAAGAUGGAGGUGGUCGGCACAGUCAAGAAAGUGUACUCCCUAAUAUCCAAAUUCACGGCGAACUCGCUGCCGGAGCCCGCCAGGUCCCAGGUUCGAGAGAGCCUGUUGAAGCUUCCCACGAACUGGUUUGAUAGUGUUCACAGUACUUCACUGCCGCACCACGAUUCGUCUCUCAACACCAAUUGUCAUGAACAAAAAGCAGAACAAGAACAACAGCAGCAGCAGCAGCAGCAACGACAACAACGACAACAAAUUUUACUGCAGCAACGGCAAGAAAGGAGUAAAGAUGGCGACGAGACAGUCUCGCCCUCCUUUUCCGUCACCCCCAAUGGAAAAGUACUUAUCCUCGCCAAAGAGUCUCUGGAGAUGGUGAGGAACGUCAUGGGUGUGGUUGACUCCACUUUAGGCAAGGCUGAAGAAUGGGUGAAGCAAAAACAGGAGGUGAAAGAGAUGAUAAGAGAGCGUUUCUUGCAGCAGCAGCAACAGUAUAGACAGCAGCAACAGAGAGACGCCAAUCGCGUAAAGCCCUUCAAUGACCUCCAGGAGAGCAAAGAGUAA